Dendronephthya gigantea is the source of this 491-nucleotide messenger RNA. RefSeq names its product 40S ribosomal protein S23. Gene Ontology annotation, cellular component: ribosome; cytosolic small ribosomal subunit. The transcript has 3 exons. The coding region runs from base 1 to 459 and encodes 152 amino acids. Gene Ontology annotation, molecular function: structural constituent of ribosome. Gene Ontology annotation, biological process: translation. Lineage: Eukaryota; Metazoa; Cnidaria; Anthozoa; Malacalcyonacea; Nephtheidae. The record is from RefSeq and is a predicted model, not a curated record.
AUGGGUUAUGAUUAUUUUUUUGCGAUUAAAGGAAAGCCCAGAGGACUUCGAACAGCUCGUAAACUUCGCAACCACCGUCGUGACCAGAGGUGGCACGAUAAGUCCUAUAAAAAGAGUCAUUUAGGAACUGCUUUAAAAGCUAACCCAUUUGGUGGCGCUUCACACGCUAAAGGAAUUGUUUUAGAAAAAGUGGGUGUUGAAGCUAAACAGCCAAACUCCGCUAUUCGUAAGUGUGUAAGAGUACAGCUGAUCAAAAACGGCAAGAAAAUCACUGCUUUUGUCCCCAACGAUGGUUGUCUAAACUACAUUGAAGAAAAUGAUGAAGUUUUAGUUUCUGGGUUUGGUCGUAGUGGUCAUGCUGUUGGUGAUAUCCCUGGUGUACGUUUCAAAGUAGUGAAAGUGGCCAACGUUUCCCUGCUUGCUUUGUUCAAGGAAAAAAAAGAACGUCCACGAUCAUAAAAAUUGAAAAACUUUAAAAAUAAAAGCUUUUU